AUGCCAACUGAUAAAAAAAAUGACACCACGGUUGAUAAUAGAGAUUUAGAUAAUAUUGAAUUAUCCUCAUAUUCUAAUUCUAACACAGUAGAUCUGGAGGCAUUAGAAGAAGAAUAUGAUCAAUAUAAAAAAGAAGAAGAAAUAGAAUAUAUAUCCGGAAACUAUUUAAAUAGUUCACCAACUCAAAAUAUUAAUGUUACCAGUAAUCCCAAAUAUGAAGAAUAUAAAAAAUUAAAGCAUUUGGAUCAAAGUUAUAAUUAUGUCAGUACUGAAUAUUUGGACACAGAUUAUUUAAUUCCUGCGCAUAAUGAAAAUAUAAUAACAUUUAAAGAAUAUUAUAAUCAUUCAUUAAAGGAAUAUUUUACAUUUAACGCAGCAAAAAAUUAUGCAUUAUCAAUAUUUCCAAUUAUACAUUGGUUACCAUUUUACAAUUUUAAUUGGUUUAUUUCUGAUCUGAUAGCAGGAAUCACAAUUGGUUGCGUGCUGGUUCCACAAUCAAUGUCGUAUGCUCAAAUUGCUACAUUAGAUCCACAAUAUGGUUUAUAUUCUUCAUUUAUUGGUGCUUUUGUAUAUGCACUUUUUGCAACUUCGAAAGAUGUUUGUAUUGGCCCUGUCGCUGUCAUGUCUUUGGAAACAGCAAAAGUCAUUGCUGAUGUAUCCUCGCAUUUCCAGAACGAUCCGGACGUUACUGGUCCAAUUAUUGCAACUACGUUAGCUUUGUUAUGUGGUGGUAUUGCAGCUGCUGUCGGCUUUUUAAGAUUAGGGUUUUUAGUAGAGCUAAUUUCUCUGAAUGCAGUGACAGGAUUCAUGACAGGUUCUGCUUUUAAUAUUCUAUGGGGUCAAGUACCAGGAUUGAUGGGUUAUAGUAAACUGGUAAAUACAAGACAAGCUACAUAUAAGGUUGUGAUAGAUACCUUAAAACAUCUGCCAGACACUAAGUUAGAUGCUGUAUUUGGGUUAAUUCCAUUAUUUAUCUUAUAUGUCGUCAAAUGGUGGUGUACUAAUUAUGGUUUACAGUUAGCUGAAAAACAGUUUUCAUCAAAUGAGAGAUAUAGAUUUUAUCUGAAAAAGUUUUACUUUUAUACAAAUGCCAUGAGAAAUGCGGUAGUGAUUAUUAUAUUCACAGCUAUAUCAUGGUCUAUUACAAGAAAUAAAUCAUCAAGCGAAAGACCAAUUACCGUUUUAGGAACAGUUCCUUCUGGGUUGAAGGAUAUUGGUGUCUUCAAACCACAAACUAAAAUUGUCCAAAAAAUUGGUCCUCAAUUACCUGCAUCAAUCAUCGUGUUACUUUUAGAACAUAUUGCCAUUGCUAAAUCAUUUGGUAGAAUUAACGAUUACAAAAUUGUUCCAGACCAGGAACUUAUUGCAAUAGGUAUUUCCAAUUUAGUCGGGACAUUUUUUUCUGCUUAUCCAGCAACGGGUUCAUUCUCAAGGUCAGCUUUAAAUGCCAAAUGUAACGUUAAAACUCCUUUAUCAGGUAUAUUUACGGGGGGUUGUGUGUUACUAGCAUUGUAUUGUCUAACCGGGGCAUUCUUUUACAUUCCAAAAGCUACACUUUCCGCUGUCAUCAUCCAUGCAGUUUCUGAUUUAAUUGCCAGUUAUCAAACUACAUUAAGUUUUUGGAAUAUGAAUCCUCUUGAUACUUUAUGUUUUUUGGUGACGGUUCUUAUUACUGUCUUUUCAUCAAUUGAAAAUGGUAUUUACUUUGCAAUGUGUUAUUCUUGUGCACUAUUCAUAUUUCGUUCUGCGUUCCCAGCUGGUAAAUUUUUGGGGAGAAUUGAAAUUGCAGAAGUUAUCAAUGCCACCCCCAAAGAUGACUUUCAAAUGGAUAAUUUUAAUGGUUUCGAGACAUCCGAAUAUAAUAAUUUUCCUGCUGAUCAAAGUUACGGAAAAUUCGAUAUUGCAAAUAAAAACACACAUAAAUAUAAUUCACCUCAUUGUAGCAAAAAUUUCUAUACAAAAUGGGUACCAUUCGAUCAUACUUACACAAAAGAACUAAACAAGGAUGUAGAAAUUCUGGAACCUCCGCCAGGGGUUAUUGUUUAUAGACUCAGUGAUAGUUUCAUUUAUUUAAAUUGUUCUAGACAUUUUGAUACAAUAUUUGAUGAAGUUAAACGUAAGACUAAAAGAGGAAAAUUUAUUGGAAAUAUAAAGAAAUCCCAAAGGCCAUGGAAUGACCCUGGGGAAUGGGAAGCUCCAACUUGGAUGACUAAGAAAUUCAGUAUUCGGAACUUAUUUAAAAGGAAACAGGAAGCUGAGAGCAAUGUUCCGAAUGAAGAUGCUUCUACUGAUUUAGAUAUAUCAAAUAACAAGGAUAUCGAUAUGGAUCAUAGACCCGUGUUACAAGUUAUAUGUCUCGAUUUUUCUCAGGUUAGUCAAACUGAUAAUACAGCUUUACAAUCAUUAUUUGAUCUUAGGAAAUCCGUAAACAGCUAUGCUGAUAGGCAGGUUGAAUUUCAUUUCUGUGGCAUUAUUUCUCCUUGGGUAAAAAGAGGUUUGAUAAAAUUAGGUUUUGGCACAGUAAAUGAAGCUUAUAGCGAUGCAUCUACAAUUGUAGGUCAUGUAAGUUAUCAUAUCGUUAAAAAUCCAACUUUUCGAAACAAAUCAUUCUCAUCGCAUACUAGCGAGGAUACAAUAAGUGAUAUGAACAUCGAGGCUAAAGAUUAUAAUAACUAUUCAAUCGAAGCUGCCAGUGGUACAAAUUAUCCAUUCUUUCAUAUAGAUAUUCCAAAUUUUUCGAAAUGGGAUGUCUAG
Tetrapisispora phaffii CBS 4417 is the source of this 2754-nucleotide messenger RNA. Its product is annotated as SLC26/SulP family anion transporter. The transcript has a single exon. NCBI's taxonomy places the organism in Eukaryota, Fungi, Ascomycota, Saccharomycetes, Saccharomycetales, Saccharomycetaceae. Gene Ontology annotation, biological process: transmembrane transport. Gene Ontology annotation, molecular function: secondary active sulfate transmembrane transporter activity. Gene Ontology annotation, cellular component: membrane. The record is from RefSeq and is a predicted model, not a curated record. Bases 1 to 2754 code for a protein of 917 amino acids.